AAGAGGGGAAAGGAAAACAAAACUGCAUUUGGAGGCCCAGUUGUCAGCUCAUUGUACCAAGAAGAAACAAUCAGGGAAGAGGACAAGAACAUUUUUGAUUACUGCAGAGAAAACAACAUUGACUAUGUAACCAAAGCCAUUCGAUCGAAAAACGUGGAUGUGAAUGUUACAGAUGAAGAGGGUCGGGCUCUGCUCCAUUGGGCAUGUGACAGGGGACACAAGGAGCUGGUUUCAGUCCUGUUACAACACACUGCUGAUGUUAACAGCCAG
Nestor notabilis (Kea) is the source of this 270-nucleotide messenger RNA. RefSeq names its product acyl-CoA binding domain containing 6 (gene ACBD6). The record is from RefSeq and is a predicted model, not a curated record. The annotation marks the transcript as partial. Lineage: Eukaryota; Metazoa; Chordata; Aves; Psittaciformes; Psittacidae. Gene Ontology annotation, molecular function: fatty-acyl-CoA binding; protein binding. The transcript is spliced from 3 exons.